AUGUUCAGACUCAGCGGUCGCUCUCCCAGCGACGUCGAAGAAGUGAUGAAGAAAUCACAUACCUCGUCCUGGAAACCGGCGCUGAGGAGGUUGAUCUCGCGGGGAAAGGCGGUGGAGAAGGAGGAGAAGGAAGAGGAGGAUUUGAAAGUGACGAGGUUGCUAUCGAGGAACUCGUAUCAAGCGUUGGAUAAUCAACGCGCGAAUCCGAGGUUGAGGGAUGGGAGGAGUAUUAGGGUUAAACAGCAAGAAGACGAGAUGCCUGAAGUACAGUCGCAACAGCACAGGAUACAACCUCUUCAGCAACAUCCUUACCGGGCACCACCUCCGCCUAGGAUACAAUCGCAAAAUAUACAGCCUCCUCCUCAGCAAACUCCUCAUCAAAAACCAAUUCGCGCUCGUCCCUCCUCCCACGCACCCACGCCAUUAGAAGCAGACGAUUUCGCCCUCCUCCUAACCAAAAAAUUACGGCGCGCAUCACAAAUCCAAGAACCACCAAAUUUCUCCCCUCAUAUCCUCACUUCCCAGCCCAACACCUCACCUCCAGUAAUCCUAACCGCACCACCCCUCCCACCGCCCACCCGGACUCGGAUUUUCAUCCAUCCCUCGCCCUCGCCUCCAAAGUCAAAAUCCCACCAAAACCCCCCAGCUAAACCCAUCUUCCCCGAGAAACAUCAAUCCCAAGUCCCAGACGACUCAACCGAUUUCCUCGAAUUCCUCCGCCGCUCGCAGCUCGAUCAAGCGGACUGGCUCAACACCCACCGCCGUAUCUCGCAUGGGGGAGCGAUGCCCAAGACGAAGGGCGUGAUGGAUGACAUCACCGCGAAGCGUCGAAGCGUCGCUAUCUUAAACCAUACGCUUUCUAAUGACCAAGAUGAGAGAGCGAAACGGGGGAGUGGCGGGGAGGGGAAGAGGGCGAGUAAAAAUGGAAAGAGGGCGAGUAAAGAGGGUAUAAGUAGUACAGGUAAAAGAACAGGGAAAAGAGAAAAGGAAAUACUAGUUAGCAUGGUCGGACGCGUAGGAACGUAUAUCCGACCAGUGAACGAGAAUAAGGUAGUGGAAGGGCGGAAGUAUUAUCGGGAUGGCGGCGUUAGGGAGGAGAAGCGACGGAGUUUAUUUGGUGGGAUCGGUGCGUAA
Messenger RNA from Glarea lozoyensis ATCC 20868, 1134 nucleotides. RefSeq lists its product as uncharacterized. The transcript has a single exon. The coding region runs from base 1 to 1134 and encodes 377 amino acids. The record is from RefSeq and is a predicted model, not a curated record. NCBI's taxonomy places the organism in Eukaryota, Fungi, Ascomycota, Leotiomycetes, Helotiales, Helotiaceae.